CGCCCCGCGGCCAUCUUGGCGGCUGGAGGCGGUGCCGCAGGACGGAGCGGAAGUGCCUGUGCAGCUUACCGGAUCCCGAGCCGAGCUCUGGCGGCCGCCCUGCCCGCCAUCCUCCUUCCGCAGCCGUGAGGGAGACCGCGGCUCGGCUGCAGCGGAGCUGCGAGUUACAGAAUGUCUGAAGGGGACAGUGUUGGAGACUCUGUCCAUGGGAAGCCCUCAGUGGUGUACAGAUUUUUCACACGGCUCGGACAGAUUUAUCAGUCCUGGCUGGACAAGUCUACCCCCUAUACAGCUGUCCGGUGGGUCGUGACACUGGGCCUGAGUUUUGUCUACAUGAUUAGAGUAUACCUGUUACAGGGUUGGUACAUUGUGACCUAUGCCUUGGGAAUUUACCACCUAAACCUUUUCAUAGCGUUCCUUUCUCCCAAAGUGGAUCCUUCCUUGAUGGAAGACUCAGAUGAUGGCCCUUCAUUACCAACCAAACAGAAUGAGGAGUUUCGUCCCUUCAUUCGAAGGCUUCCAGAAUUCAAAUUUUGGCAUGCAGCUACAAAAGGCAUUCUUGUGGCUAUGGUCUGUACCUUCUUCGAGGCUUUUAACGUCCCAGUGUUCUGGCCGAUCCUGGUGAUGUACUUCAUCAUGCUUUUCUGUAUCACAAUGAAGAGGCAAAUAAAGCACAUGAUUAAAUACCGGUACAUACCAUUCACACACGGAAAGAGGAGAUACAAAGGGAAGGAGGACGUGGGCAAGACAUUUGCUAGUUAGAAGCUGGACUGAAUCUGUCACACGUAUUCAAGAACGGUUUUGAGCCAUUGUAACAAUGCCUUUUUCUUCACAUAAAGUAGUUGAUUAUGAGGAAGUUGAAUUUUCUUUUUAAGAGGAGCCUCAAUGAUUUGUAUCUGAAAUAUCAGGUUCUUGAGGAAACUGGCAUUUAAACCAAAUUGCAUUGAUUUCUUUUUCAGUGAUGUUCAUGUGUUUGAAGUGGACAGAAUUAUAGUGAACCAGAGGCUUGGGAGGCCAGGUGGGUGGCAGCUCAAGGAGCGGGAGGGAGGAUGGGAGUGCAGCAGCCCUGCCUUCCUGACCACGCUGAGGCCACUCCUCUGUGCCAGCCUGCUUCCUACCUGUGAAAACGAAUGUAACACUUUGAGGGUGAUUUUUCACGUAGCUCUGUGGGGUUCUCAUGCCAGUUUCUGAAUCUCAUCUCACUAGAGAUGUUUUUCAAGUUGGCUUCUAUCAUAAUGACUCAAAACUUUGUUCUUAACUACCAUGAUUGCUUUUGAGGGCCUGGAAUUAUAAAUAUAUAUUAUAUUUUAAUUGUUUGAGAUUAUUUUGACACUUUUCCUUUGAUACGCAACAUAUUUUUCUUUUGAUUAAUUUAAACUUGUUCUCAUGCAACAACCUCUCUAAGGAAACAGAACUAGCCAGAACACACAAGGUUUGGGGGUUGUCACAUGGCCUUUUACUUCUAUGGGGAAAACAGAAUCUCUCCGCAUGUCAGAUUUUUUUGAUGUGAUGAAAAUAAUACUCUAAAGAUUUUACUAAGUGACUUUUAAAAUUCCAACUUUAUUAAAGAAAGUGUCCCUUGCUUGUA
Molecule: messenger RNA, 1588 nt
Organism: Onychomys torridus (southern grasshopper mouse)
Lineage: Eukaryota; Metazoa; Chordata; Mammalia; Rodentia; Cricetidae
Gene: Rer1
Product: retention in endoplasmic reticulum sorting receptor 1
Exons: 7
Coding region: 172-762 (196 amino acids)
Biological process (GO): retrograde vesicle-mediated transport, Golgi to endoplasmic reticulum; protein retention in ER lumen
Cellular component (GO): Golgi membrane
Source: RefSeq, a predicted model, not a curated record